Molecule: messenger RNA, 1205 nt
Organism: Halichondria panicea
Lineage: Eukaryota; Metazoa; Porifera; Demospongiae; Suberitida; Halichondriidae
Product: noggin-like
Exons: 7
Coding region: 160-1068 (302 amino acids)
Biological process (GO): negative regulation of cell differentiation; dorsal/ventral pattern formation; osteoblast differentiation
Source: RefSeq, a predicted model, not a curated record
GUAAACACUCUCUGAGCGCUGCUGCGCAAAGCCUGCAACAAAGGAACAAAGGACCCGACCCAUCUUGCAAGCUCGUCUUUUGCAGAAGCUGCGGAGGUAGCUUGCUAUAGAGGCAAAGAGGGGAAAAACAAGCUAAGCAGGCACAUUGCAAAGUGAGGCAUGUCGCAGAUCACUGGAGUGAUUCUCCUUGCCUUGUUGGUAGUGUGUAGUGCCAGAGUAAACUUAAUCUAUCCUUUUGAGAUAGACAGCCUGUUGGUGUGUCACGUACCCAACCCAUUCGGGGACAUCCCAGGAGAGCCACUGUCCAUUCCAGAAGCGACACCAAGAGUUUCCCUUGCACCAACCAAUGUGAAUAAUGAUGGGUCAUAUCAAUGGCUCCCACUGGAAUCAGGAUUUCGAAUGCCGCCGUCUCCCAAUAACCCGCGACUUAGAAUGAUAUUAAGGGGGUUUUUGGGUGCCGACUUCAAUACCGCGCUUACAUCUUUGGACCCGCCCACAUCAGUGCCGCCAAAGGCGUGUGAUCUGCUUCCAGCAAUUGAAGGUUCUGCAGGUCAACAGUUGAGGUAUUUUGAGGAGAUUCAAGAAAGCAUCGGCCUGCUCCAGCAGAGGGAUGAUGACGUCCGACGAACACCUAUCAGCCGCGUGUUCAAUCAGACAAUUGCCGACCCUACCCGUGACUUCGGAUUGGCAGAUGGAUACAACGAGUUCUCGAAUGGAGAUAAUUUCCAAGUGGUGCUGAAUGGUAUACUGCAGGAAAUCAACUCUAGGGAAGUACUGCAGGACGUCUGGGUUGCUAGGUGUCCGCUGACCCCUCAAUGGCUGGAACUACCCCCUUCUUACUUCCCACACUACUUGGCACAGUCAGUUUGCUCCGGUUUAAAUUGCUCAUUGCCUCAUGGUCUUCGUUGCCUGGAAGAUUUCACUCACAAUGUCUUUGUUACUGUGCUUCGCUGGGAUUGCUGCUAUAAUCACGAGAAUCUAGAGACGCGAUGGGACUGCGGGUGGAAACGAGUACAAAUACCCAUCUUUUGCGAUUGCACCUGUGGCUGCAGUGCAGUGCGGGGCUAACUUAUACACACUGUUCACUGUUAUAAUUAUUGUGUAGUGUUUGACUCUGUGUUGCACUUGUUGGUUAGUACACUAAUUACAUCUAUUGUGUGGAACUACACUCUCUACCAUUUGUCAUAUAACAGCUUUUGUGAAAA